Messenger RNA from Cydia pomonella (codling moth), 841 nucleotides. Its product is annotated as protein lethal(2)essential for life-like. The transcript has a single exon. The record is from RefSeq and is a predicted model, not a curated record. The coding region runs from base 130 to 699 and encodes 189 amino acids. Gene Ontology annotation, molecular function: protein folding chaperone. NCBI's taxonomy places the organism in Eukaryota, Metazoa, Arthropoda, Insecta, Lepidoptera, Tortricidae. Gene Ontology annotation, biological process: response to heat; protein refolding.
CCAGAGCGCCAGUUGAAUACAAGCAAGCAAGUGAAGCGAAUUAGAGCGAUCACAGCGAACUACGCGAAUCACGCGAUUUGAAGAUACGUUUAAGUUCUUACUCAAGUCAAGUUUAUUGAAGCUACGAGAAUGUCUCUGCUACCGUAUCUCUUCGACGAUUGGAACGUGCGUCCCCGUUACCAUCACCACCACUAUCCUAGCAGGCUCCUAGACCAGCACUUCGGCCUAGCCCUGAAUCCUGAUGACCUGCUCGCCGCCGUCGCCGGCCCACUCGUGACACGAGAAUACUACAGACCCUGGCGCCAUCUUGCUGCUGCGGCACGGGACAUCGGCUCAAGCAUUAAAGCGGACAAAGACAAGUUCCAAAUCAAUCUAGAUGUCCAGCAUUUCGCCCCAGAAGAAAUUUCCGUCAAAACCGUCGACGGCUACAUUGUGGUUGAAGGCAAACAUGAGGAGAAGAAAGACGACCACGGUUACAUCUCUCGCCAGUUCACUAGGAGAUACGCUCUGCCCGAAGGUACUGCCCCAGAUACCGUGGAAUCUAAAUUGUCUUCUGACGGCGUACUGAGCAUCAUCGCGCCAAGGAAAGUUCCAGAAGCCAUUAAGGGUGAAAGAAGCGUUCCUGUGACCCAGACCGGACCUGUUCGGAAGGAAAUAAAGGACCAGAGCGAGGGCACGAACGAAAAGGAGUCGAAGUGAGCGAUCUCGCUUUAUCUUAGGUACCUCUAUAAAUUAAACAUUUAAUGUUUUAAUAUUCCAAAGUUUGGCAGUGCCAUGUUGAGACUGAUUUGAUUUUGUAUUACUCAGUUUUAAGUUUUAAUAAAAUCUAUUUUAAGCUUAA